ACUCGUAGUCCAACAUCUACCACUUCUUCCCCUUUCACCUUCGCCUUCUAAACGGAACCAGAUCUACUUGGGUAGUGUAGGUAGUCAAGUAUUGUGUGGUCUUUUUGUUAGGUAUUGUUAGAUACAUUUUAACGUGGUUUGGUUAAUCACGUCACACGUGUUCGUUCUUUCUGAUAAAGUGGAGAGAUGUUGGAACUAUUUUUUGUGUACGUAAUGAUUAUUAAUAUUAACAACAUUUCCAAGUAAAAUAUAGUGAACGAUUUCAAGUCUUCCUGGCUGUUGAAUAAUUUGGUGAAAUAUCUCUAAUUAUUGAACGAUUUCAAGUCUUCCUGGCUGUUGAAUAUAAUUGGUGACAUAUAGUGAACGAUUUCAAGUCUUCGUGGCUGUUGAAUAAUUGGUGACAUAUAGUGAACGAUUUCAAGUCUUCCUGGCUGUUGAAUAAUUGGUCCGAAUUACAGUUGAGCCGAGUGAAAAACUGGAAAUGGAUGAAAUGAUAUGUGACAUGACUGAUGCUACUCAACCUGCUCUGAUAAGCCUGCAAGAAUUAUCAGCGAUCACCGUUGCUCGGGAAAUAUGGCGCUGCGAAGUGAAUAAUUAUCGUACGAAUAACGAAUUGGAAAAACUCACUCCGAAAAAACUCAGCACUUCGUUAAAGUCAAAAUUUCGCGAUUUACCUACUGCGAUUGAUAACGUGAUAGAGAAGUAUGUAACAAAAUUUGGCCUUUCGAUGGAAAAUUGGCUCGAGCAGCAUUACAAAAGAGUGUUCUUUAAUCAUUACUGCCAUCAGAACUAUGUUUUGGAAGAUUUCGAUGAUUUUGUGUGCGAUUACAGCAAUGGUACUGUUGAUUACAUCAAGACUGCGGAACGUAUGAUGCGUUGUGAUAGAUUGAGUAAGGCCAAGAAAUUUAAAAUAGCGUGCACGUAUUUCUUCGAAAACGAUAUCAGACGAAUUUGGCCAUUCGUGUGCAAAAAGGUGGGUCCGAAUAAUAUUGAGUUAGGCAAUUGCCCUCAGCUAUAUUACUGGAUUUGCUUUCUCAGAAACGAGCUGGAUAAAAUACCUACCUCGGAGCAUCAGUCUGUCGAUGAAGCAAUGUUUGAUCGUUACAUGCCUUAUAAUAGACCAUCGCUGGAAUAUUUUUGGAAUCGUAUAUCCUACCAAAACCAAAUUCAAAGCGCUGAGCGACUUUAUCAGCUUAAAGAUGAAUUUUUUAUUAGGUUCAUUUUAACAAAACUCGAUUACCAGCAGCUCUACGAAUUUGUCAACACGAAAGGCUGCGAUCUGAUCUGUGAUCUGUUGAGAAAACGUUAUUUCGAAGACGAGUUUGUACUUGAAAUCUGGAUGUGCAUGAGAAACCUUAUGGAUGAGGAUAAUUUCACAAAACUAGUCGUGGAUAUGCUUCAGACUGAGAGCACGCGAUCGUACACCAAAAAAAUAGAAAACGCUCAUAACGAUCACAAGAAUUGGUUACGUCUAUGUCGUGAAUUAUGGCACAAUGCCCCGCAUGAUUUAAGACAAUCAGCCAUCAAGAACAUAUCAACCAACUUAAAGCUGUUCACUUCUUAUCGUAGUGAAGCUGGCAAUGAAUCUUCAGAGUUGCUGUUAACUAUUCUCGAGUGUGCAACUUUCGAUGAGAGAAGCUCAUUUUGGACUAACUGCUGGCAUAAUCUGAUCCUAGGCAAAAAUACCGAAGAUUUGCAGCAAAUAAUGGAGAUGUGUUUCGAAAACGGCGAUGCAAUUAUUCAAUACAAAGAGAAUGUCAUGUUAAAAAGUGAACAUGUGUGGGAAAUCUGUGUCAAGUUAUUAAAGAAGUUCGAUUUUGAAAAAUUAAAUGAUUUGGUGGAUUUUUGUUGUCCUAACGCGGAAACAUCUAGACAUUUUAAACAACAAUUAUUGCUCCAAUCACAUGCAUUCGAUGAAAAAUUGCAUCUUAGGAUUCGGAUUAUGAUUCAUAAAUGCGACACUACACAAUUUGACAAGUUCAUCGACGAUGCUUAUGAAAAUAGUGAUCUCGCUGCAGAUUACAAAAAUCAAUUUCUUGCGUCUCUGCUCCCAAGCGAACACGAUUUACACGAGUGGAUUUACUCUACGUUAGAGUGGGAUUGGAAAGAAUUUCCGAAAUUUUUCGAAACAUUUGUUCCAACGGAACAAGCAAUGCGGCAGGUGAAAACGCGUAUAAUUGAUCGUGUGAAAAAAUUUUGUAGACUGAGUAGGGAUAUGCUGUUUUAUAAACCUAUUUUCAAUGAUUUAUUGUUGUGGUGUUUGGGAAACGACGAGGAAGUUGAUAAAUUCAAGCAAGAAAAUAAUAUUUUGCUCAACUAACGUGGAAAAAUGUUGCUGAAUUUUUUUGACGAUCUCUUCCAAUAGAUAUGUGAAGACUUUGUUUAAUUCUUUUGAAACUAACUCUUAUUUAUUUGUACUUUUAGUCAAGUUAUAAUAUUGAAAAAUAGUUUUAUUACUAACCUAGGCAUUGAAAUUGCAUUAGGCCCUUCUGUUAGUCCUCAAUAAACUUGUAAUAAAAACUUGCAAACAUUUUAAA
Molecule: messenger RNA, 2537 nt
Organism: Planococcus citri (citrus mealybug)
Lineage: Eukaryota; Metazoa; Arthropoda; Insecta; Hemiptera; Pseudococcidae
Exons: 5
Coding region: 482-2320 (612 amino acids)
Source: RefSeq, a predicted model, not a curated record